UUGUUGAUGGUUUCGAGUUUCCAGAGCUCGUCGUCGCUCCUUUUCCUCUCCUCGUCCUAGAGACGCCUUUCUUUCAUUCACUCCUCUGUUCAGUCAUUCUCUUACAGUUGCACAUUCGCUCCAGUCCCUCCCUGUGCAUUACGCUCUUUUCACUGCGAAUUGAUUUCGCCACGCACCUUGACGGUCGCAUUCCAUUUACAGCCCCUCACAGAAUUCCCCAAAAAACCUCAUCCAAUUUGACACACCUGUCAGGAUGCACUUCCCUUUCUUGACACUUGUUGCUGUCUACUUGACCUUGGCGCAGGCUCGCCCGGAAGGACGUUUUGCUCGACGAAAUGGUAGCGAACCAGAUGUGCAACCAGUGUCUGAUUGGGCACAGGCUUCGGCAACGGCAACGUUGAUUGUUUCGACUGCUGAUGACACUUCGGUUGCGGCCGAAACCGAACAAGCGACUGUGGAAGCAGCUAUCUCCUCGACAUCAGUGCCAGCCAUAGACGUCGAGGUAGCAGUUCCUACCACGACCACGACAUCACCGGCUGCCGAAACUAGUGAAUCCACGGAAGUGCACUUGAUAACUACAUCUGAAGAGUCCGAGGAUACAGUCGCUUUGGUGGCUACUACCACAAGCUCCGUCGUUGAUGAAGGUCUCACCACGGCUACAGACAGCACUGCCAUUGUUGUCGGUUCUGCACUACCAACCACAGCUGAGGCAUCGACAACAUCCACCAGGGAAGUUGCAGACCCCUCAUCCACAACAGCAACGGAGAGUGAUGCAACGACUCUUCCAGCUGUCGAAUCGCUAUCUAGCAGUUGGGACGAUUGGAACCUGACCACCACGACGUCCAGCCAGAAUACCACAGUAGACGGCGGUCAACCCACGACGACGACGACGACGACGGCGACGACAACGACAACGACAACCGUCGCUUCCACUCCCCGCUCGUUGACAACUGAUGUGCCUCUGCCCACAUCUUCGACCUCGACUACUACCACGAGUGCUGAGACCACUAUCGAGGCUGUCACAACCACGUCGUCAAGUCACAACCAUGACAACUCGGUCGAACGGACAUCUCAUACUACCACCUCUACGACUGUUGAACCAAUAGUGCAUGGUGUCACAUCAUCCACUACUACCACCAGCGACGUCUCAGACGUUGCCGACGCUAUCGCGACUUCGAGCACACAAAUUGAUCGCAGACCUCCAACUACUCUUCCAGAGUCCACCGCUGAUCAUUCGACUGGAUCUGACAGUCAUCUGCCGGGCUCGACCAUUGUAGAACCCACUGCCACUGUGGCUACACAGGUAGCCCCAGUGGUCAGCAUAUCUGUCGAGACAUCGAUUGCAACUCUGACCUUUGGUGAUGGUCCAGAUCGUACAGUGAUGACCACGACCAUUCACAGAUCGAGAACGAUCACAAUUACUAGGACUAUUCAUGCUACAAUCUUCCGACCCUUCCCAACCGCAGGGCAAGGUCUGAAUGCUCCUGGUGCUCCGGUCAACAAUGCUGGCGGAUCUGGUGGCGAGCCUGUCAGAACAGUGACUGUGUUCUCGACCAUCACUGAGACCACAUUCCUUCCACCCGCCCCAACUGCUCAAGGACCUAUCAAUGUCGGCGGCACAGGCUCUUCUCCCGGCGGUCCAGGGCGUGAAAACGAACCAUGCAGUGUUUCUUUUGUGACUGUUACAGAGACAACCGAGAGAAUUGUGACGGUCACAGCUGUGCCCUCUGGUGGUCAACCCAUCGUCAAGCCAGUUCUCCCAAUCGAAAGUCAGGAUUUGGAGAAAACCACUACUUCAUCCACUACGGUGUCCGCGGAAAGUACGACAACGACAACGGGACUGACAUCGACAUCCACUACCGAAGCAGAAUUGAUCGUCACAGACUCUACCUCCACGACCACUACUGUAGACUCAUAUACCAUCACAACGACCUCUACCACCGUUUCUGCUCCCUAUGGAUUCGGAAAUGGAACCGAUGCGCACAUAAAUCGCUCUGGUAGCUCAGGGUUCCUGACUGUAUCAAAGACUGCAGCUCCAACUGGUUUGAAGCUAUGAUGCUCUCGACAUGAACUGAGUGAGAAUCUCAGAACUCGCAUAUACCCUGACUUGUCG
This is a messenger RNA of Exophiala mesophila, 2113 nucleotides long. RefSeq lists its product as uncharacterized. The coding region runs from base 254 to 2056 and encodes 600 amino acids. The record is from RefSeq and is a predicted model, not a curated record. The transcript has a single exon. Lineage: Eukaryota; Fungi; Ascomycota; Eurotiomycetes; Chaetothyriales; Herpotrichiellaceae.